GGAGGAUCAUGAUGACUAAGUAUUGCGAUAGAAUCGAGCUGCCUAUUUCUCCCUAGCCCGUGGUAAUACUGUGCUUAUACUAAUUUCAUGGGGCGGUGUGAAAGAUCUGAUUAGAUCUGAUUGAUAAGACAAGCCUUGAGUCACGCAUGUCCUUGCUUAAUAGUCAUCAGGUUGUUAGCCCAGGUCCAAUCAGAUACCCAGUAACCCUCGGCCAAAUGGGCCGAAAGAGGAGUGAUAGCUUUCUGGUCUCACUUAUUCUCAUUUGAGACGCCUUUCCCAGAGUUGAAGCUACAUGUUGGUUGGUGAUCGGCAAAACUUUCACUCCGGGGUAUGGUGAUGACACAGUACUCAAGGCAUCAUACACAUUCCGUCUCCUUUCGCUCCGAUGUCGUCCUUGUUCUUGCUAAAAGAAGAAAGGAGUUCUAUGACGACUGCUAUACACGUUUUCUGAUAUAAAGACUGCCGUCUUUCUCGUUGCUCCAAUUCUGCCGUGAUCCACAUCGAAAAAUCAUAAAGUCCCUCCUUAUGGUGCAUGAUACAAUAAAUCAGCCCUCUCCCUCUCCAAAGUUCUCUCGAAGGCAACAGUGCUCCACCCAUAUAUUAGGCCUUACUGGGUUCAGCAUAUAGGUACAUAGCUAACAAGUGUCUUGAAUCCCCAAACCUUACCGCGAGAAUUAAGUCGGAAGCACCCAUUAGAUAAACCUGGAAAAUGGCGGCGGCGAAUAAUAUCGAUGCAAUCGCCCUGGAAACUAUUUCACCCACCCCAGUUGCAGCAAUUGAGAAUGGGCCGGUCCCAGUUGGUGAUGUGAAGCAGUCUGACCCUUUUCUGGUCACUUUCGAUCAACCCUACGAUGUUGACAACCCCCAAGCCUGGCCCAAGGGCCGUAAAUGGGCUAUAACGGAUGUGCUAUCCGCCACUGGCUUCAAUCGCAUCCUCGUUUCUACCAUUAUGGCACCAGCAUUGCCAACGAUAGCCAAGGAGCUGAACAUGAGUUCGACUGAGUCCGCCCUUUCACUCUCGAUCUAUCUCCUCGCAACUGCCUUCGGCCCGCUAUUCAUCGGCCCUCUGUCUGAGAUAUAUGGUCGCCAAGUCAUUCUGCAUGCCUCUAAUAUCUGGUUCCUUGCUUGGAAUAUAGCAUGUGGAUUCGCAAACACCAAAGAGCUGUUGAUUGCCUCCCGGUUCCUGGCCGGUUUUGGUGCGAGCGCUAUCUAUUCUUUGGCAGGUGGCGUGUUAAACGACCUGUGGCGACCACAAGAGCGUGGUCGCUCACUCAGCGUUUACCUGCUCAUCCCUUUGCUUGGAGCCGCUGUAGGGCCUAUUCUCGGUGGUUUUAUCGCAGAGUAUACAACAUGGCGAUGGAUGUUCUGGUCAACAUCUAUAUUUCAAGGCGUCAUGAUUGCGGUUUCAUUUGACGUCUUCCGUGAGACCUUUGCACCUCUGAUCCUCAACAGAAGAGUUUCCCGAUUACGUAAGGAGACGGGCAACGAACGGUAUUACACCCAGUAUGAGAGGCAAGUUAGUCAACAGUCGGUGGCUCGAGUUGCCGCUCAAGCUUUGUCCAGACCGCUGAGACUUCUCGCCUUCCACCCACUUAUACAGUUAACUGCCAUAGUCUCGGCCCUCGGCUACGGCACUCUGUAUAUCGUCAUCUCCAGUUUCGCAGAUCUAUGGACCUCCUACUAUCACCAGCCUGUGGCAAUUGGUGGGCUCCAUUACAUUGCCUGUGCUUUGGGCGAGAUCGCAGGAUCGCAGCUUGGUGGUCAGCUAAUGGACGCUCUGUUCCGUUACAUGAAGGCGCGUUCUAACGAUGGAGAGCACAUCCCCGAAUUUCGAAUACCAUUGACGUUGCCCGGAGCAAUCAUAAGCCCCAUAGGUCUCUUCAUCUAUGGUUGGACAGCGCAAGCGCGUGUUCAUUGGAUUGCAGUGGAUAUUGGUAUCUUUAUUAAUAUGUUUGGAGGUCAGCUCACUGGACUGGCUUUAUCAGCAUAUGUCAUCGACGCGUAUCCUGAGCACACUAGCAGUGCUAUUGCGGCCACCCAGUUUCUGAAGAGCCUCGCAGCAUUUCUGUUUCCCCUCUUUGUGCCGAGUCUGUAUGGUGCCCUUGGAUAUGGGUGGGGUAAUAGCACCAUUGCUUUUGCCAGUCUCGUUCUCGCGUUACCAGCCCCGUUUGUUAUAUGGCGCUACGGAGCCAGACUUCGGCAAAGAGCAGCAUCGACGUACUAGGAGAUAUGUACGCGCGAAAUGAAUUGGAACUGAGCUUCGUUGUUGACGGCGUGACGUGGCCCGGCCCGGCCCUGACUGAACGUCAAAGUAGGUAGACGUUUCGUCCGUCAAGAUGGGACGUAGUAAGAUGAACCAAUCUCGAGAUCGAUGCUUGAUGGUUUAUGAGAUUGCGUUAAUACUGCGGUGUUACCAUACUUGCCCCACGUAACAUUCAUCGGGG
Molecule: messenger RNA, 2444 nt
Organism: Xylaria bambusicola
Lineage: Eukaryota; Fungi; Ascomycota; Sordariomycetes; Xylariales; Xylariaceae
Product: major facilitator superfamily domain-containing protein
Exons: 3
Coding region: 710-2224 (504 amino acids)
Biological process (GO): transmembrane transport
Molecular function (GO): transmembrane transporter activity
Source: RefSeq, a predicted model, not a curated record